AUGGCCGCCGCCGACGCGUCCCCCUCGUCGUCCUCCGCCUCCGCCUCCGCCCCCGCCCCUCGCCGCGUCAACACGCCCCCGAGCUCCUCCUCGAACAAUGGCUCUACAGGCGACAGCCUUGAUCCCGACCUCGAAUUAGAACUCGACCUCGAGCACCCCGAGCCGUAUGUCGCCGACGAUGUCGAGUGGGGUCGCGGCGGCAGCAGGGGCCAGGGGGACGGCAGGAGUAUCCAGCUAACGCCGCUGGGAGGGAAGCAGGAGUACGGAAACAGGCACGAUGACGCCGAGGACGCCGAGGAUGAAGAAGACGAGGAGGAGAAGCGCUUCCUGCCUGGGCGCGGAACCGGUGGUGGGGACGCCGACGACGCCGGGCGGGACUUCGAGCUGUACACGCCGGACGAAGAGGCGGCCGUGGUGAAGCGGUUGGAUCGGAGACUUGUGCUUUUCAUGGGCUUGUUGUACAUGCUGAGCUUCUUGGACCGGUCGAACAUCGGCAACGCGAAGAUCGCGGGCAUGUCGAGGGAUUUGUCUCUCAGCUCGGACCAGUACGAGUGGCUGCUCACGUCCUUCUACAUCACAUACAUUCUCUUCGAGUUCUCUACGCUCCUAUACCGCCUCGUGCCUCCACACAUCUACAUCCCCAUCUGCGUCUUCUCCUGGGGCCUCAUCGCCUCGCUGCAAUCGCUCAGCACCUCCUUCGGCACCCUGAUCGCGCUGCGUGCCCUGCUCGGCGUCAGUGAGGCCGCCUUCGGGCCCGGCGUGCCCUUCUACCUGUCCUUCUUCUUCCGCCGCGACGAGCUGGCCUUCCGCACCGGCCUCUUCAUCUCCGCCGCCCCGCUGGCCACGUCCUUCGCCAGCACCCUCGCUUGGCUCAUCACCAAGCUCGGCGAGGGCGGCCCGUGGGCCCCCUGGCGCCUACUCUUCCUCGUCGAGGGCUUCCCCAGCCUCUUCGUCGCCAUCUGGGCUUGGAGCUUCGUGCCCGACGGCCCCGGCGAGGCCCGCUGGCUGAGCGCCCGCGAGCGCGAGGUCGCGGUGCUGAGGCUGCGCGGGGAGCGGGAGAUGGAGGCUGCGGCAAGGGAGAAGGAUGAAGAGGACGAGGGUGGCAGCAGCCUUCGGAAGGGGACGACGAAGAAGAAGAGAGGCGUGGACUUCAAGGAGGUGUUGCAGACGCUGAUGGAUCCGAAGUGCUACCUCACCGCGUUCAUGUUCUUCAGCUGCAACGUUGCCUUCUCCUCCGUCCCCGUCUUCCUUCCGACCAUCAUCAAAGAAAUGGGCUACACAUCCCUGACGUCGCAAGCCCUCUCCGCGCCGCCCUACCUCAUCUCCUUCCUCACCGUCCUCGCCACCGCCUCCCUCUCGGACCGCUACCGCACGCGCUCCCUCCCGCUCAUCCUGCACGCCCUCCUCGCCAGCCUCUCCUUCACCCUCAUCUGCCUCCUCGGCUACUACUCUUCCUCCUCCUCCGGCCAACAGCCAGGAUCAGGAUCGGAAUCGGACCCGCUGACCAACUCCCCGACCGACGACCCCCACCCCCCGGCCGUCACCUGGACGCACUUCCUGCGCUACCUCGCCCUCUACCCGGCCACGGCCGGCUUCUUCUCCGCCGUCACCCUCAUCAUCGCCUGGACGCUCAACAACCAGGAGACGGCCACCCGCCGCGGCGCCGGCAUGGCCGUCCUCAACGUCGUCGGCCAGUGCGGCCCCUUGCUCGGCACCCGCCUGUUCCCCGAGGAGGAGGGCCCUUAUUACGUGCGCGGCCUCGGCACCUGCGCCGGCUUCAUGAUGUGCGCCGCCGUGCUCGCCGCCGGCCUGCGCUGCGUCUUGGCGAGGGAGAAUGCGCGGCGGCGGCGGCGGAGGGAGCGCGGGGCGAUGAGGGGAGAAGACGUCGACGUCGGCGUCGGCGAGGAUGAAGCCGAGUUGGGGGUGCCCUUGGUUGGAGGCGGCGGGGAUGCGAGAGGGCGCGAGGAGGAAGAGUUUUUGUAUAUGCUUUAA
Molecule: messenger RNA, 1992 nt
Organism: Diplodia corticola
Lineage: Eukaryota; Fungi; Ascomycota; Dothideomycetes; Botryosphaeriales; Botryosphaeriaceae
Product: mfs transporter
Exons: 5
Coding region: 1-1992 (663 amino acids)
Biological process (GO): transmembrane transport
Cellular component (GO): membrane
Molecular function (GO): transmembrane transporter activity
Source: RefSeq, a predicted model, not a curated record